AUGCCGCGGGAGAUCAUCACGCUGCAGGCAGGCCAAUGCGGCAAUCAGGUCGGCUCCGAGUUCUGGCGGUUGCUCUGCGCCGAGCACGGCAUCCGUCACGACGGCAUCGUGGAGCCGUUUGCGAGUGGCGGUGAUGACCGAAAGGACGUAUUCUUCUACCAGGCGGACGACGAUCACUACAUCCCCCGCGCGCUGCUCAUCGACUUGGAGCCGCGUGUGAUUAACGCCAUCCAGCGUGGGAGCAUGCAGCGCCUCUUCAACCCGGAGAAUGUGUACGUCCACGCGGAGGGGGGCGGUGCGGGGAACAACUGGGCGCACGGGUAUGAGCUUGGCGACACCGUGCAGGAGACACUCUUUGACAUGAUUGAGCGUGAGGCGGAAAAUAGCGAUAGCCUUGAGGGGUUUGUGCUGACGCACAGCAUCGCCGGUGGCACAGGCAGCGGUACGGGGAGUUAUCUCCUCGAGCACCUCAACGAUCGGUUCCCCAAAAAACUGAUUCAGACCUAUAGCGUUUUCCCAAAUCAAUCUCGUGGGGGUGACAGCGAUGUCAUUGUGCAGCCAUACAACAGCCUUCUAGCUAUCAAGCGUCUAACGCUGCAUGCCGACUGCGUCGUUGUGCUGGACAACACUGCCCUGAACCGCAUCGCGACAGACAACUUGCACAUCUCCUCCCCCACUGUGGAGCAAAUGAAUGGGUUAGUGAGCACCGUCAUGGCGGCCUCAACAGCGACGCUGCGCUAUCCUGGAUACAUGAACAAUGACCUCAUGAGUAUGCUGGCGUCACUGAUUCCCACACCGCGUUGCCAUUUUAUUUGUACCGGCUACACGCCCACGACACUAGAUACAUCUAACAUUCAGUCAUCUGUACAGAAAACAUCUGUGCAUGAUGUGAUGCGGCGGCUUUUGAUGCCAAAGAACAUGAUGGUGUCGACGUCCAUGAAGAGCGGGUGCUACAUCUCUUUGUUGAACCUCAUUCAGGGCGAUGUCGACCCGGCGCAGGUGCACCGCUCACUGGAGCGCAUUCGUGAGCGCUCGCCCAACUUUAUUCCAUGGGGUCCCGCGUCGAUACAGGUGAUCCUGUCCAAGAAAUCACCCUACGUGGACACGCGACACCGUGUGAGUGGGCUCGUGAUGGCGAACCACACAAGUAUCAACUCCCUCUUCCAGCGAACGCUUAAGCAGUUUGAUUUGCUGUUUAACCGCGGCGUCUUCCUGGAGCAGUACAAGCGAUAUGGUCCAAUGAAGGAGAACCUCGAGGAGUUUAAGCAUUCUAGGGAGGUUGUAGAGAGCUUGGUGAGCGAGUACAAGGCCUGUGAGAGCUCCGACUACAUCCGCAACUUUUAA
Messenger RNA from Trypanosoma grayi, 1344 nucleotides. RefSeq names its product gamma-tubulin. Gene Ontology annotation, cellular component: microtubule; spindle; gamma-tubulin complex. Gene Ontology annotation, molecular function: GTP binding; structural constituent of cytoskeleton. NCBI's taxonomy places the organism in Eukaryota, Euglenozoa, Kinetoplastea, Trypanosomatida, Trypanosomatidae. The coding region runs from base 1 to 1344 and encodes 447 amino acids. The record is from RefSeq and is a predicted model, not a curated record. The transcript has a single exon. Gene Ontology annotation, biological process: microtubule nucleation; mitotic sister chromatid segregation; cytoplasmic microtubule organization.